Molecule: messenger RNA, 1233 nt
Organism: Phoenix dactylifera (date palm)
Lineage: Eukaryota; Viridiplantae; Streptophyta; Magnoliopsida; Arecales; Arecaceae
Source: RefSeq, a predicted model, not a curated record
CCUGGUUAAGCUGCCCAAUAGAUGUCCGAGCAAGCCCUAGUAAACUUUAGUACUUGUGAAUAAGCCAGGACCCUAUACAAUUCUACGGACUGGCUAGAUCUAGCUGACUAUUGGGCAGGUGAAAGUGCCAGGGUCCCACUAAUGUUGUGGCCUGUAGUUAUGAAAGGAAUUCCAGUAAUAUUUGUACCUGAGAUGCAAGGAUCGUGCACAGAUUGCAGUCUCACUAAGAGGAUCCGCAAGAAUGCAAGGGAAGCUCUUGCAGAUUGCCACCUAGAUAGGAUAAACAUCUGAGGGAAGAAGAAGAGGAAAAUACCCUAUAUUUUUCUCCAGUGUCUAUCCCCAUGGAGUGGAAUUAAUGUGCGCGAAUGUCCAAAGGGAUUCCUGUAGAGAAAUUGUUCAAUCAUGGACAUCAAUUUACCAUACCCAAGAAAGGCCAUAUGAACACAGUAAUGAUUGAAAACCACCGGACAAAUAAGAUGUUGGUGUGUGGCUCAGCAACAUCAUGGCUGGGGUUAAACGAAAAUGCUGAAGGGAGUCAUGGCCGGCCAACAAGUCAAGCUGAUUUUUGGUUCCUUUUUGGCAACUUUUUCCGAAAUCCAUGGUCAGAAAAACAUGGAAUACAGCAAGUACUAGGAUCAAGCACAAGCAAGGAUGGAGAUGGUAUCGAUGAAAUUUCUCUAAACCCCCCUGCUCCCGAAGAUUCGAUGGUUGGCAUCUCAAUGGUUGCUUGGGGGCAUAUGAGCAGAGCCAGCUUGAAGAAGACAAUGGAAGACCUGACAGAGGAGCUUGAGCAAGCAAGCCAAAAAUCAACAAAACUUAAUGAAGACAAGGAUCCCCAUAGACUUUUCACAAGCACGACAUCUCCUUGACGGCAUUUCUUGGAAGAGAAAUCGGCCAGAAUCGCAUCCUUACAUCAUGUUCCAUGAAGAUGCAUUGCACCAUACACUGGAUCUUAAACAAGAAAUCACAUUUUGAUCAGUCGACUUGAAAGGUCCACCAAGGUUUUACUUACAGAAGGUGGUUCCACAUAGACUUGAAUUUGUGGGAGCCGCCGAUUAUUCUUCAGCUAAUUCAGGAAAACUACGUGUUAUGUCUUGGUGCAAGUGAUAGCAAUAGCUAUGAAGCUUCUCCCCUGUUCAGUGCAAGUGAUUUGAUAAUACUAUAACAGUGUAGCCACAUUCUAACUUACACUUUGUGGAGACCAAUUAUGGAACCAUUAGUGUUUCGUGGUCC